Arabis nemorensis is the source of this 2724-nucleotide messenger RNA. Lineage: Eukaryota; Viridiplantae; Streptophyta; Magnoliopsida; Brassicales; Brassicaceae. The record is from the annotation of a GenBank genome assembly.
AUGUCUAGGCUAAGCAAAGACAUUGAUUCAGCAUUUCAGGGUGUUGGAACUAAAGGUGGAUUGGAGAUCUGGUGCAUCUAUAACAAUCAGCUUAUUUCUAUCCCUAAGUCUUGUUUUGGAAAAUUCCACUCUCGAAAUGCAUACCUUGUUCUCAGAACGGUUUUGCGGAAGAUGGAAAUUCCACUGUAUGACAUUCACUAUUGGCUUGGAAAUGAUGCAAAUGAGGUGGACUCAGUUUUGGCAUCUGACAAGGCACUAGAGUUAGAUGCAGCGCUUGGAAGCUGUACGGUGCAAUACCGUGAAGUUCAAGGUCAAGAGACAGAGAAGUUCCUUUCAUACUUCAAACCUUGUAUUAUACCUGUUGAAGGGAACUACUCGCCACAAACUGGAUUGGUUGGUGAGACAUACCAUGUCACCUUGCUAAUGUGCAAAGGAGACCAUGUUGUCCGUGUUAAAGAGGUGCCUUUUCUUCGGUCAUCACUGAACCAUGAUGAUGUGUUCAUUCUCGAUACUGCAUCAAAAGUUUUUCUCUUCGCCGGUUGCAACUCAAGCACUCAGGAGAAAGCUAAAGCUCUGGAGGUUGUGGAAUAUAUAAAGGAUAACAAGCAUGACGGUAGAUGUGAGAUGGCGACUAUCGAGGAUGGAAAAUUUUCAGGUGAUUCAGAUGCUGGUGAAUUCUGGUCUUUCUUUGGUGGUUAUGCUCCCAUUCCCAAGUUUUCAUCUUCUACUGCCCAAGAACAGACUCUAACUACGUCUGCAGAAAUGUUCUGGAUAGAUAUUCGGGGAAAUCUACAUCCAACUGGAACAAGUUCUUUGAACAAAGAUAUGCUUGAAACGAACAAAUGCUACAUGCUGGAUUGUGUCAGUGAAGUAUUUGUUUGGAUGGGAAGAAAAACAUCACUCACAGAAAGAAAGACAUCAAUUUCAGCCUCAGAAGAAUUUCUACGAAAGGAGGGACGCUUGACUAGCACAAGUCUAGUACUUCUAACGGAAGGAUUAGAAAAUGCUAGAUUCAGAUCAUUUUUUGAUAAAUGGCCUCAGACUGCAGAGUCUAGCUAUUACAAUGAAUGUCGAGAAAAAAUGGCAGCAAUGUUCAAACAGAAGGGAUAUGAUGUUGAGGAGCUUCCUGAUGAAGAAGAUGAACCUCCCUAUACAAACGGCCGAGGCAAACUAAAAGUUUGGCGUGUAGAUGGUGAUGAGCUCUCUCUUCUUUCCAUUCCUGACCAGACAAAGCUAUUCAGCGGUGAUUGCUAUAUCGUGAAGUAUACAUAUUCUUACAAUGAAAGAACCGAAAAUCUAUUUUACGUAUGGAUAGGUUCUGAAAGCAUGCAGCAAGAUAGAGUUGAUGCCGUUUCCAAUGCUAGUGCCAUUGUUGCUUCAACCAAGGGUGAAUCUGUAAUGUGUCAUAUAUAUCAGGGAAAUGAACCUGCUCGGUUUUUUCCAAUCUUCCAGUCGCUGGUUGUUUAUAAGGGUGGUUUGAGUAGACGGUACAAAAUGUUUCUACUAGAGAAGGCAAACAAAGAUGAAAUAUUAUCUAAUGAGAACAAGGCUUCUCUUUUUCGUGUUCAAGGGACAAGCCCAAGGAACAUGCAAGCAAUUCAAGUUAAUCUAGCAGCAACCUCCUUGAACUCAUCCUACUGUUACAUUUUACAAAAUGGAGCUUCUAUCUUCACUUGGAUUGGGAACCUUUCAUCAGACGCUGAUCAUGAUAUUCUUGACAGAAUGCUUUAUUUUCUUGAUACGUCUUGGCAACCGAUAUCCAUGAGGGAAGGAAAUGAACCAGACACAUUUUGGGAUUUGCUUGGUGGGAAGGAAGACUAUAAACACUUUGUAUUCUGCCUAACGUACGAAUGGUCCAUGACUGGUAUGGCUCUUCUGUUCAGAUGUACUCAAGGUACAGUUUCAAGUGUGAAAGAGAUAUACAAUUUUGUGCAAGACGAUUUAACUACUGAAGAUGUAUUACUGUUAAAUUGCGAAACUGAAGUAUAUGUUUGGAUUGGAUUACACUCUAACAUAAAGUCGAAGCAACAAGCUCUAACUCUUGGUCUGAAGUUCCUAGAGAUGGAUAUUCUGGAAGAAGGUUUAACGGUGAGGACUCCUGUAUAUGUUGUCACAGAAGGCCACGAGCCACCAUUUUUCAUCCGUUUCUUUGAGUGGGUUCCUGGAAAGGCAAACAUGCAUGGUAAUUCAUUUGAAAGGAAACUCGCUAGUCUGAAAGAAAAAACGACAGGCAAUAAGGGAUCUAGUGGAAGUCCGUGGAGAUCACAUUCAAAGGAUAACUCAUCACGUGAUAUACGAAGUCGAUCUGUGAACUCAAACGGAUCAGAGCGAGGAGUAUCACCUUGCUCCAGCGAAAAGAUAUCAAGUUUGAGCUCUAGAGAAGACAGCAGCAACUCGACUCCAGUUGUCAAAAAGCUUUUCUCAAAAUCUCUUUCAGAGAAUGCUAGUGAUGGAUCUGUAGGAGAAGAGUUGAGCUCCAGUUCAGACAAAGAGAAUCAACUCGGACGAAUCAAUCUCGAUCUUAGCCUAGAGUCACUUACAUAUUCGUACGAACAGCUCAGAGUUGAUUCUCAGGAGCCAGUGACAGAUAUAGAUGCAACAAGAAGAGAGACGUACUUAACCGAGAAAGAGUUCGAAGAAAGAUUCAAAAUGGGAAAACUUGAGUUCUAUGCACUUCCAAAAUGGAAACAGAACAAACUUAAAAUGUCUCUCCAUCUUUUCUAA